Suricata suricatta (meerkat) is the source of this 1969-nucleotide messenger RNA. It is a transcript of the gene CUZD1, whose product is annotated as CUB and zona pellucida like domains 1. Lineage: Eukaryota; Metazoa; Chordata; Mammalia; Carnivora; Herpestidae. The record is from RefSeq and is a predicted model, not a curated record. Gene Ontology annotation, cellular component: cell surface. The transcript has 9 exons. The coding region runs from base 50 to 1900 and encodes 616 amino acids.
AGGGGUAUAAAAGUCUGCUUGCCCCCUGGGCUGUUCUUCCCCCACAAAGAUGGAGGCCGUGAGAAGCCUCGUCCCCUUGGUCCUCGUCAUUGCCAUUGCGUCGUGUUUGGCGGAGUUCAAUGCCACCGAGUCUGAAGGCAAAUCAAGCUGCCGGGCUACCGUGGGAGGUACCAGCCAGUCAGAUGCCCAUAGAGCCCUAAUCCUGCAACUCAACCCCAAUGAAGACUGCACCUGGACUCUACAGAGGCCAGAAAACAAAAGCAUCAGACUCAUCUUCUCCCACUUCCAGCUUGAUCCCAGUGGCGGGUGCGAAAAUGAAAACAUUAAAGUUUUUGAUGGAAACUCCACCAAGGGCUCUCUGCUAGGGAAAGUCUGCAGUAAACAUGACUACGUUCCUGUUUUUGAAUCCUCAUCCGAUACAUUAACGGUUCAAAUAGUCACCGACUCUGUAAGAAUGCGAAGAACGGUCUUCAUCUUGUACUACUACUUCUCACCUGGUGCCUCUAUUCCAAACUGUGGUGGCUACUUGGAUGCCUCCCAAGGAUCCUUUACCAGCCCCAAUUACCCAAAUCCACAUCCUGCAAUGGCUUAUUGUGUGUGGCACAUACAAGUGGAGAAAGGUUACAAGAUAAAGUUAAACUUCAAAGACAUGUUCAUAGAAACGGACGAACACUGCAGAUUUGACUUCAUCGCCGUCUACGACGGGCCCUCCACCACCUCGGGCCUGCUCGGACAAGUGUGUGGCUACGUGAAGCCCACCUUCGAGUCCUCGGCAGAUGCGCUGACCGUUGUGCUCUCUGCAGAUUACGCCAACUCCUACCGAGGCUUUGCCGCUUCCUACACUUCGGUUUAUGCGGAAGACGUCAACACUACAUCUUUAACCUGCUUCUCAGACAAGAUGAGAGUUAUCAUCAGUAAAUCCUACCUGACAUUAUUAAAAUAUAGUGAGAACAACUUACAACUAAGUGACCCAACUUGCAGACCAAAGAUCUCAAAUGUGGUAGACUUCUCUAUUCCUCUGGAUGGAUGUGGUACAAUCAGAAAGGUAGAAGACCAUUCAAUUACUUACACCAAUAUAAUCACUUUUAUUCCAACCUCCGUAUCAGAAGUGAUCACCCGUCAGAAACAUCUCCAGAUUGUUCUAAAGUGUGAGAUGGAACAUAAUUCUACCGUAGAGACGAUGUACAUAACAGAAGAUGACAUAAUACAGAACCAAAGCGCGCUGGGCAAAUAUAACACAAGCAUGGCUUUCUUUGAAUCCGAUUCAUUUGAAAAGCCUAUACUGGAGUCACCAUAUUAUGUGGAAAUGAACCAAACUCUUUUUGUUCAAGUCAGCAUACACACCUCCGAUCCAAAUUUGGUGGUAUUUCUUGAUUCCUGUGUCGCCUCUCCCACAUUUGCCUUCGCAUCUCCAACCUACGACCUAAUCAAGACUGGAUGCAGUCGAGAUGAGACUUGUGAGGUGUAUCCAUUAUCCGGACACCAUGGAAGAUUCCAGUUUAAUGCCUUUAAAUUCUUGAGAACUCUGGGCUCCGUGUAUCUACGGUGUAAGAUUUUGAUAUGUGACAGUAGUGACCAUCAGUCUCGCUGCAACCAAGGCUGUGUCUCCAGAAGGAAACGAGACGUUUCCUCCUACAAAUGGAAGACUGAUUCUGUCAUAGGACCUAUUCGUCUGAAGAGGGACCGGGGUGCAAGUGGAAGUUCCGGAUUUCAAUAUCAAAUACAUGGAGAAGAAACUCAGAAUCAACCUUUCAACAGUCUGCAUCUCUUUUCAUUCAUGGUCCUUGCUCUGAAUAUAGUGAUCGUGGCUGUGAUCAUAGUGAGGCAUUUUGUGAAGCAGAGAACAGACUACAAGUACCAGAAGCUGCAGAAUAUAACUAACGGCUCCAGCCUUAAGUGAGAUGCAUUUCUUCCAAAAACUGAAGGAAAUGCUACCCAUUGUGAAUAAACUAGAGCCUCAUAAAAGUGA